Molecule: messenger RNA, 663 nt
Organism: Acytostelium subglobosum LB1
Lineage: Eukaryota; Evosea; Eumycetozoa; Acytosteliales; Acytosteliaceae
Exons: 3
Coding region: 1-663 (220 amino acids)
Molecular function (GO): calcium-dependent protein serine/threonine phosphatase regulator activity; calcium ion binding
Source: RefSeq, a predicted model, not a curated record
AUGAACAACACAAACAACUUCAUCUUUGAUCAAACUCUAUCCGCCUUUUCUACCAUUACCGCCACACCACUUACACCAGAGCAAUUGACCACGAUCAGAACUGUCUUUGACAAGUUCGACAAAGACAAGAGUGGAACAUUGGACAAAGUCGAGUUGAGAGGAGUUCUAGAGGAGACACUCAAGAGAAAGGUCAGUGACAUGCUAUUUAACAAGUACUUGGAGCUGCAGUUCAAUGACUCGGACAAGAACUUCAAUGGCGUCAUUGAGUUUGAGGAGUUUGCAUCACUCUAUUCAAAGAUCCACCUCAACCCAGAGUUGCCAAUCCAUAUGGGCUACAAGAAGUCGCCCGAAGUCCAUCACACACUUGAGACUGGCGCCAAUGCACCAAAGGUCGUACACCAGGAGGUCGUGCUCACAGACGCCGAGCUGGCAGAGGCCCGCGUCGCCUUUGACAAAUACGACGCCAACAAGAGUGGCACGAUCGAUCGCACUGAACUGGCACAACUUCUUCGCGCGACCAUUGCCAAGCGUGUUGGUGAGAUGAUGAUGACCAGACUGGUCGACAGCCACAUGCAACUAGCUGACAAGGACAACAGUGGCGAGAUCGAUUUCAAUGAGUUCAUCGUCAUAUUCAAGAAAGUACUCGCUCAGCAGGCCAAGUAA